Molecule: messenger RNA, 14707 nt
Organism: Acanthopagrus latus (yellowfin seabream)
Lineage: Eukaryota; Metazoa; Chordata; Actinopteri; Spariformes; Sparidae
Product: protocadherin Fat 3
Exons: 52
Coding region: 219-14546 (4775 amino acids)
Biological process (GO): homophilic cell-cell adhesion
Cellular component (GO): plasma membrane
Molecular function (GO): calcium ion binding
Source: RefSeq, a predicted model, not a curated record
UUUUGUGCACAUUAAUUUUUUUUCCAUCCCUCCGAUCCACCGUCGACUUGUGCGCGACUGGUUAAACGCGUUUUUCUUUUUCCUUCCUGUCUUUCUUUCUUUUCUUUUCUUUAUUAUUUUUUUACUGUCAGAUCCCCGCCGGAGAGAGGAUGGAAAAGGAUUUGCUCCUACUGAUUACAGCUGUUUCGUCUAAAGGGUGACUGGGUGAUGGAAUAGUGAUGAAGCCUAAUCGGUGGGGAAAUAUGCUUCCUCUACCCAGCUUUUCUCUUAUUUUCCAUUUUAUUUGCCUCUUCCUCCUCCUCCGUUUCCCUCCAACCUAUGCCCAGUUCUUGGCAGAACCUAGGGCAGGACAAGGCCUGCUGCUUUUCACCCAGCCUGCCUAUAAUGCCUCUAUCUUUGAGAACUCUGCUACAAGAACUUAUACCAGGAGUGAGGUCAAAAUGGGCAUCAUUCUUGGGCCACCUCGGUCUUUAGACAUUAAAUAUUCCAUUCAGUCUGGAGACGCUGAGGGAAUUUUCCAAGCUGAGGAGUUUAUAAUGGGAGAUUUUUGUUUCCUCCGCAUACGCACUAACGGAGGCAGUGGUGCCAUAUUGAAUCGGGAAGUGCAGGACAAUUACACACUGACAGUUAAAGCAUCUGCACAAGGAGGCCUAGAGGCCUUAGCGACUGUUUAUAUCAAGGUCUUGGAUACCAAUGAUCUCCGACCUCUCUUCUCCCCAACCUCCUAUUCAUUUGUUGUCUCUGAGAGUGCCCCUCUGGGUGCCAGCAUAGGACGUGUAACAGCCACAGAUGCUGACAUGGGCUCCAACGGGGAGUUCUACUACUUCUUCAAGACCAGAGUUGAACUGUUUGCUGUUCAUCCGACGAGCGGGGUCAUAACCCUGACUGGUCGGCCCAGGAUGGACAAAAAAGAUCGAUUUGAGCUGGAGGUGCAGGUGGUUGACCGAGGGAUGAAACUCUAUGGCAACAACGGUAUCAGCAGCACUGCUAGAUUAGUCCUAACUGUGCAGCGAGUCAAUGAAUUUGCACCCGUUCUCACCGCUGUUGCUGUCGUUCCAUCGUGGGUCGACAAAGACCCAGUCUAUGCCAUAGUUACUGUGGAGGACAAGGACGACGGGAUAUCGGGGGACAUAGAGUGGGUGUCCAUCAUUGAGGGUGACCCCUUCGAGCAGUUUGUGGUUGAUCGGUCACCCGUUGGGAAUGAAUAUAUGGUGAAGACCUCAGAAUUGCUUGACUGGGAUACAUUCCCUUAUGGCUGCAACUUAACUUUCCAGGCUAAAGACAGAGGUACUCCUCCUAAGUUUUCCAAACCCCAAGUUGUUCAGUUGUUGGUUACAAAGCCAGACCCGGUGUUGGCGAAGUUCGAGAGAGAUGUUUAUGUAUUUAAGCUGAGUGAAAUAGCUCCUCCAGGCACUAUUGUAGAGGUGGUGAAAAUCUCCCCAGCUCCUCUGAGUGUCAAUUACAGCUUCAGCGGCUUCUCUGAUCCAAUGUACUUUGAUAUAAACCCUUUGACUGGAGUUAUUACGACCACAAGGCAGCUGACAAGGAUAUCACAGGAUUUCAUGGAGAUGGAGGUGGUUGAUAUUAUUAGUCAGCAGCGGACGAGGAUUCAAAUCACCAUAGAGGAUGCAAAUGACAACUCUCCAGUGUUCAACAAGCCGUUCUAUGACAUCGCAAUCAACGAGAGCUUACCUGUCGGCACCGUUAUCCUCAUAGCAUCUGCGGCAGAUGACGAUAAAGGAGACAAUGGGUUCGUCACCCACACAAUAAGUGGUGAACAAUCUCUUCCAUUUACCAUAGAUCAGUACACGGGGGAGAUGAGGAUCACACAAGAUCUGGACUUUGAGUCAUCAGAUGAUAUGUAUGCUUUCGCAGUGCGGGCCUCUGAUUGGGGUACACCCUACAGACGGGAGACUGAGGUUAAUGUCACCAUUCGUCUUGUAAAUGUUAAUGACAACCAGCCCCUUUUUGAAAUGAUUUCUUGCAGGGGGAUGAUAAGCCGUGAUUUCCCUGCCAGCCAGACUAUUGUCACUAUGUCAGCUGUGGACAUAGAUGAGCUAGGAAUGGUGAGCUACAAGAUACUGUCCGGUAACGAGCUGGGCUAUUUUGACUUGAAUCCAGACACGGGGGCUUUGUCGCUGAAAAAAUCAUUAGCAGCGGAAAAUUUAAAAAGUGGGGUGUUCAACCUGAAAGUCGUGGCGACAGAUGGAGAGCUGUUCUCUGAUCCUACAUUUGUGAAUGUGUCAGUGGUGCGGGGCAGGAUGGCACCCAUGGGGUUCAACUGCAAGGAGACCAGGGUAGCCCAGCUGUUGGCAGAAAAAGUGCUCUCAAAAGCAUCUGCUAUGGCAAGACCAAGACCAGAUGAGAGAUUUACGGACCUUUUCUCUCUGAACAAACAGGCUCCACAGUUUGAGGCCUUGCCCACAAGUAUUCUAGUGAGAGAAGACCUUGCUGCUGGCACCAGUGUAUUUCAGGUGAGGGCACGCGAUGGUGACCCAGGCUUCAAUGGCCGUGUUCUCUUUUCCAUAUCUGACGGUAACAAAGAAAAUUGCUUCAAUAUCAACAUGGACAGUGGGCUGAUAACUGUGCUGCAGCCACUCGACCGCGAGCGAUCGGAUCGUUACUUCCUUAAUAUCACCAUCUACGAUCAGGGUGUUCCUCAGAUGUCCAAUUGGAGGCUACUGACUGCGAUCAUCGAGGAUGCAAAUGACAAUGACCCCCAGUUCUAUGAGGACAGCUACUCUGCCCUUGUUGUAGAGAACUCAGCCAUUGGUAUGGAAGUUAUCACCAUCACUGCGUUUGACAGAGACAUGGGUCAAAAUGGACAGCUCUCCUUCGUAAUGCUGACCAGUGUGCCUCAGUUUGGUAUUGACAGUGAGACAGGAAGUGUGUUCGUUGCCAGCCACUUGGACCGAGAAGCCAUCCAAAUGUUCACUCUGAAGAUCGAAGUGAGAGACAAGGCUGAAAGAGGCACCCGAAGGUCAGCAGUCACUACUCUAAGUAUAAUAGUGGACGAUGUCAAUGAUUGUGCCCCGGCAUUCAUCCCAAGCAGCUACAGUGCUCGAGUUUUGGAGGACCUCCCACCAGGGGCUGUGAUUACUUGGGUUCAGGCUCGGGACCCAGACAUUGGCCCCGGUGGACAGGUCCGAUACUCCUUGAUUAAUGACUUCAACGGCACUUUUGAGGUCGAUGCUGUGAGUGGGGUGUUGAGGAUUAGGAAGGAGCUCGACUUCGAGAAACAACAGUUUUUCAACCUAACAUUGAUUGCUGAGGACAGAGGAAUACCCAGCCUCAUCAGUCAGACGUUCGUUGAGGUGGAGGUGGUGGAUGUCAAUGAGAAUUUGUAUGCACCCUACUUCCCUGACUUUGCUGUGAGAGGCUCAGUGAAGGAGAACUCUCGCGCCGGCACGAGUGUCCUGACAGUCAGCGCUAAGGACGAUGACAAGGGGCGCGAUGGCGUGGUGAGGUACUCUGUCAGAGGAGGCAGCGGACUGGGCACUUUCACCAUUGAUGAAGACACAGGGGUGAUUUACACUGCGGGUAUACUGGACUGCGAGGCCAAAGACUCCUAUUGGCUGACAGUCUAUGCCACGGACAGAGCGGUUACACCACUGUCAGCUUCUAUCGAAGUCUUCAUCCAGGUAGAAGAUGUCAAUGAUAAUGCUCCCCUCACCUCGGAUCCUAUCUACCACCCAGCCGUCAUGGAGAACUCCCCGAAGGAUGUGUCAGUCAUCCGCAUCCAGGCACAGGACCCUGACCUCACCGCCACGCCCAGUCGUCUGAGUUAUCGCAUCACGGCUGGCAACCCGCAGAAUUUCUUCUCUAUCAACCCCAAAACAGGGCUAAUCACCACAACGGCGAGGAAGCUGGACCGGGAACAACAGGCGGAGCACUUCUUAGAGGUAACAGUUGUAGAUGGCCCAGUGACCACCCGCCAGUCUACCGUGUGGGUCAUAGUUCACAUUGAGGACGAGAACGACAACCCGCCCACUUUCCCGGAGGUCACCUACCGCAUCAGCUUGACUGAGCGAGACCGCAACAAACGCGGCGAGCCGGUCUACCGCGUCUUCGCUUAUGACCGGGACCUUGGCGCAAAUGGCAACAUCAGCUACAGCAUCGUUGACGGUAAUGAGGACGAGAAGUUCAGUAUUGACCCGAGGACUGCGAUGGUGUCAUCAAAGAAGAUGGUGACAGCCGGAAGCUAUGAUAUCCUCACUAUAAAAGCGGAGGACGGUGGUGAUCCCCCAUUAUGGUCGACUGUCAAGCUCCAUGUAGAGUGGAUUCGCAAACCUGUCCCCUCGCCUCUGCCCCUGCUUUUCACCCAGAGGGCCUACAAUUUCUCUGUUUCGGAGACAGCUGCUGUAGCUCAGCCGGUGGGAGUAGUUGCUGUCAGCCAGUCGACAACACCUGUCUGGUUCAAUAUCAUCGGCGGGCGUCUGGCCAGAGAAAUGUUCUACAUCCCUCAGAAUGCGUGUGGAAGAAACUGCUCCCUUGACACAGGGAGCUUUGACAUGCAGUUUGACCUUCAGGUGGGGGUGGGGACUCUAGUGGUGGCCAAGCCCCUGGAUGCUGAGGUGCAGUCUGUGUACAACAUGACUGUGCAGGUGACAGAUGGGACCAACUUCGCUACGGCGCAGGUGUUCAUCCGCAUCCAAGACAGCAACGACAACCCCCCAGUCUUCUCACAGCCGGCUUAUGAUGUCAGCGUCUCGGAGGACGUGCCGGUCGACAUGGAGCUGCUGCGGGUUAGAGCCUCAGACAUGGACGAGCGUGCCCGCCUCAGCUUCUCCAUCUAUGGCAGCGUAGACCCGGCCAGCAUGAGACUGUUCCGGGUCAAUCCCGGCACGGGGGUCGUCUACACCGCAGACAGGCUGGACUACGAGGCCAGGACACAGCACAUCCUCACUAUCAUGGUCAAGGAUCAGGAGUUCCCAUUUAACCGUGACCUGGCUCGUAUCCUGGUGGCGGUGGAGGACUCCAAUGAUAACAUCCCCUACUUCACCAGCACAGUUUACGAUGCUGUGGCCUACGAAUCGUCUCCCAGGGGCACGUCUGUAGUGCAAGUGACAGCCUUAGACAAAGACAAUGGGAUUAACGGGCAGCUCACCUAUACGAUGGAAGCAGGUAACACUGCCGGUGUGUUCGGCAUUGAUAAUGCCACCGGCCUUAUCUUCAUUGCCAGCGAUCUGGACCUCACCUCUGUGGGCUUUUACACCCUCACUGUGCGUGUCACGGACAGUGGAUUUCCUCCGUUAAUGGCCACGGCAUCGGUCCGCAUCUCCCUGAUACUCUCCGACUUCUCCAAGCCCAAAUUCUCUGAGAAGGAAUACCAGGCUGAGAUAAUGGAAAACAGCACUGUUGGAACGCACGUGACCACCGUCAGCGCCCUCAGCCGCUCAGCACUCAUAUAUGACAUCACCCGGGGCAACGAGGAACACUGUUUCUUCAUCAACCACCACACCGGGGUGAUCAGCACACGCAAACUACUUGACUUUGAGCAAAAAACAUCCUAUUUCCUGGUGGUGCAUGCCCUGAGCAUGGCUGGAGUGGAGGCCAGCACCACUGUCAUCGUCCAGGUGGGGGACGUCAAUGAUAGUCCACCUGUCUUCCAACAAAUCAGGUAUGUGGGAGCAAUCAGUGAGGCGGCUCCUGUCAACAGUGUGGUCCUGGGAGAGGAUGGAAACCCUCUGGUCAUCAGGGCGACCGACAGGGACCGCAAUCACAACUCGCUGUUAGUGUUCCAGAUCUUAGACGAGACUGCCCGUAUGUUUUUCAGUGUGGACUCCGGGACCGGAUCGAUUCGAACAAUUGCCAGUCUGGACUAUGAGACCUUCACUGAGUUCUUCUUCCGGGUUCAUGUUCGAGACAGUGGACAGCCUCCUCGAAGUGCUGAGAGCCCAGCAGAGGUGCUCAUAAAGGUGAUCAACAUCAAUGACUCGCCUCCAAAGUUAUCACAGGACAUUUACGAAACAGUGCUCCUCCUGCCGACCUACGUGGGAGUGGAGGUCCUCCGGGUCGAGGCUUCAGAUCCCGACAUGACCUCCGACCCCGCCCUGAACCCUGACAAGUCCAUCACCCCGCAGCUGCUUUACUCCCUGGUGGACAGCAACGUGGAGAACUUCUCCGUGAAUCGCUACACUGGAGUUGUGACCGUCGUUAAUGAGAACCUCAAUAAAGACCGGUACCGCUUUAAUGUAAAGGUAUGGGAUGGACGUUUCUCCAGCAUGGCGUUGGUCACAGUGCUCGUCAGAGAAGCCAUAGACAGCGGCCUGCUCUUCACCCUCCCGGUCUAUACCGCCUCCAUCCCAGAGAACGUGCCCAACAUCACUCUGGUGACUGUGGUCAACACCGUCGGCCACCGCCUCAACGAGCCGCUCAAAUACACCCUGCUGAACCCCGGCGGGCGUUUCACCAUUAGACCCACCUGUGGAGUCGUUCUUACCACAGGCGUAGCUUUCGACCGGGAGGAGAAAAGUAGUUACGAGCUGGUGGUGGAGGUCAGCAGAGAAGAUGAGAUACUGAGGGUUGCCAGGGUGACUGUGCAAGUUCAGGUGGAGGAUGUAAACGACAACGCUCCAGAGUUUGUGAACCUCCCCUACUACGCUGCAGUGCAGGUGGAGGCAGAUCCAGGAUCGCCUAUAUUUCAGGUCUCAGCCAUUGACCAGGACUUCGGUCUGAACGGAGAAGUGACAUACAGCCUCAAGGUGCCGCACAGAAACUUUCAGGUGAACCCUUUGACAGGAGAGCUGACCUUGAAGAGAGCCUUUGAGGUCGACCUGUCUAACGCAGAGUACAAGCUGGUCCUCGUGGCCUCAGACAGCGGCUUCCCCUCUCUGUCCAGCACCGUGGAGCUGCCCGUCACCGUAGUAAAUAAAGCUAUGCCGGUGUUUGACAAGCCCUUCUACGGCGUCACCGUCAGAGAGGACGCGGCCAUCUCCACCUCAGUCCUGUGCAUCAACGCCACCAGCCCCGAAGGCCAGAGCGUCAUCUUCACCAUCGCCGACGGAGACCCCACCUUCCAGUUUGACAUUGGCUUCGACACGGGAAUCAUCAGCGUGAUUUACCCGCUGGACUACGAGACCACGCAGUACUACCGGCUAACAGUGAAGGCCACAGACACGCUGACCGGAGCGAAGUCGGAGGUCGAUGUGGACAUCGUGGUGCUGGAUGUGAACGAUAACCCGCCGCUGUUCCAGAACACCUCGUAUUCGUCUGUGCUGGCUGAGAACUCCAUGAUUGGAACGACCGUCCUACAGCUGUUUGCCCAGGACCAAGACUCAGAGAAGAACGCCAUUGUGAGUUACCAGAUCCUCCCUGACGUCUACAACAGCACAGACUACUUCCUCAUCGACAUAAACAGCGGCCUGAUAUUCACGGCUCGCCUGCUCGACUAUGAGCUCACCCAGCGGUACAACUUCAUUGUCAGAGUGACAGACAGCGGAGACCCUGCCCUCAGCAGUGAUGUUAGUGUCACCGUGACUGUAACUGACACGAACGACAACCCACCCAAUUUCAGCCAAGCGCUGUACGAGGCCUUUGUCAGCGAGCUGGCUCCCAGGGGACACUUUGUGACUUGUGUUCAGGCGUCGGAUGCUGACAUCUGUGACGCACAAAGGCUGAGGUACAGUAUUCUCUCUGGGAAUGAGAGAAUGACUUUUAUGAUGGAGCCAGAUACAGGGGUGCUCAGUCUGUCUAACAAGAGGCGACAGGGCAUGAAACUCUCGUAUCAACUCAAUGUGUCGGUGUCAGACGGAGUCUUCACCAACACUGCUCAGGUGGUUGUACGCGUGCUGGGAGCGAACCUGUACAGCCCGGUGUUCAGCCAGAGGUUCUACCUGGCUGAAGUCCAAGAAAAUGCCCCUCCAGGGUCAAAGGUCAUUCAGGUUCGGGCAACGGACGAGGACUCCGGCCUGUUUGGUCAGAUCACCUAUUCCUUCAUCAACGACCUUGGGAAAACUCAAUUCACCAUCGAUGCAGAUGGAGUCAUCACCACUCUUCAGAAAUUAGACCGAGAAAAUCCUCUCAACAAGGACAUGGUGCUGACCGUUAUGGCCCUGGAUGGAGGAGGUCGUGCAUCGUUUUGCACGGUGCGAGUGGUUCUUGCCGAUGAGAACGACAACGCCCCUCGCUUCAGAGCUGUGGAGUACCGUAUGAGCAUUAAAGCGAACGUUGCCAAAGGUUCUCUGGUCACACAGAUCCAAGCCACUGAUCCUGAUGCUGGGACCAACGGGAGGAUCACCUACUCCCUCUACAGCGAGGCACGUCUGUCGCUGGUAGAUGUGCUGGAGGUGGAGCCAGACAGCGGUUGGAUGAUGACCAAAAGCACUGUGGACCACCUCCAGGGGACUGUGCUGUCCUUCUUUGUCAAAGCCACAGAUUGCGGCUCUCCAGCCAAACACUCUCUAGUGUCCGCCUUCAUCCAUGUCGUCCCACCGGACGCAUUUGUUCCUUCCUUCAGCCAGCCUCAGUACUCCUUCACCAUUCCCGAGGACACACCGGUAGGAACGGCCUUGGGCUCUGUGUACAUGGGCCCUGGACAGACCGCCUUCUUCAGCGUAGUCGGCGGGGAGACCUUCGACAGCAACCAGGGAGGGACGUUCCUGGUGGAGAGGGAAUCAGGUCUGAUCCGCCUGGUAAAGCCGCUGGACUACGAGGAGGUCAGCAUCUUCCGCUUUAAGAUCGCAGCAACGACAAGAAGAGACCUGAUCGAGUCCGUCUCCACUGUUGACCUGGAGGUUAAGAUCCUAGACGUGAAUGACAACAAGCCAGUGUUUGAGACGAAUACCUAUGUAGCCACGGUGAUGGAGGGGAUGCCGGCUGGGACAAGAGUGGUCCAAGUGCGGGCACUCGAUCCAGACUGGGGCUCUAAUGGGCAGGUGACCUACAGCCUCGGACCCCUGCUCACAUACAACUUGGACUUGACAAAAGACCCCCGCUCCUUUGGCGGUUCCAUCACUACGGGUUCCGUCUUUGCCAUCGACAGUAAAACAGGCUGGAUCACCACAGUGAGCCAGAUGGACCACGAGACCUGCUCCAGCUACAGCUUCGAAGUGGUGGCCUCCGACCUUGGCGAGUUUCAGUCCCUGUCCUCCACCACGGUGGUGACCAUCACCGUGUCGGACGUCAACGACAACCCGCCGCGGUUCGAGAGGGAGCUCUACCGGGGCGCGGUGAAGGAGAGCGAUCCCCUCGGCGAGGUGGUGGCCGUCCUGAAGACCAGAGAUCAAGACGGCACGGAUCAGAACCGCCUCGUCAGCUUUUACAUUACAGGAGGAAACCCGCGGGGCGUGUUCGGCCUGGCCCAGGUGCAGGGAGAGUGGAAGGUUUAUGUGAGCGGCCUGCUUGAUCGUGAGCAGCAGGACUGGUAUCUGCUCAACAUCACGGCCAGCGAUGGCCUGUACGUUGCCCGUACCGCUGUGGAGGUCACCGUCAUGGAUGCCAAUGACAACAGCCCCAUCUGCAACCAGGCCGUGUAUAGCGCCUCUUUUCCUGAGGACAUUCCCACUAACAAGGGCAUUCUGACAGUGGGCGCAACAGAUGCGGACUCAGGCUCCAGUGCCGAGAUCCAAUAUUCCCUGUUUGGCAUUGGGGUCGAAGAUUUCUACAUGGACGCAAACACUGGUGAGCUGCGCACAGCCACCGCCAUGGACCGAGAAAUGACGCCCACCUACAAACUCAUUGCCCAGGCAACUGAUGGAGGCGGGCUAUUCUGCCGCUCUGACAUUUCUCUCAAAGUACUGGACGUGAAUGACAAUGCCCCCUCUUUCUCCUCUACUCAUUACCUUGCUAGUGUGUAUGAGAAUGCCGCCCCCAAGGCGUUGCUUACCCGACUGCAGGCCAGCGACCCUGAUGAAGGCCUCAACCGCACAGUGGUCUACUCUCUGGCGGAUUCAGUGGGCGGCUUCUUCUCCAUCGACCCCAUAUCUGGGAUGGUGAUUCUGGAGAAGUCUCUGGACAGAGAGAGCCGAGAUUCCUAUCGCGUCCGCGUCCGGGCCACUGACCAGGCCGGACGACAGGGAGCACUGUCCUCGCAGGUGGAUUUAACCAUUCUGGUGCUGGACGUGAAUGACAAUGCUCCAGUCUUCCAGAGGAGGGACUAUGCCGUCACCGUCCCUGAGGACGUUGCUGUGGGAACCGAGGUGCUGCGAGUGCUGGCGACAAGUGUCGACAUCGGACCAAACGCUGAGAUCACCUACCGCAUCCGGUCAGGGAACGAGUUAAGAAAGUUCUCGAUAGACAGAAACCUGGGCUCUAUUUCGGUGGCUGAUGAUUUGGACUUCGAGGUGUGUAAAGAUUACUACCUCACGGUUGAGGCCUGGGACAGCGGGAACCCUCCUCUCAGCACUGCUACCAUGGUAACCAUUGAACUCAUGGACGUCAACGACAACGCUCCGGCCUUCAGUCAGGACAUUUACAAUGUUCUGGUCAGCGAGGACGCAUCUAUUGGGCAGUCGAUUACAAGGGUCUCAGCAGAAGACUUGGACAGCCAGGUGAAUGGGCGAAUCACCUACUCCAUCCUGAAAGGUGACCGCAGCAACCAAUUCUGGAUUGACCCCGUGACGGGACUGCUCAAAGUCAAUAAGCGGCUCGACAGAGAACUAGUAUCCAGGUACUCUUUGUCAGUGCAGGCGUUCGACAGCGGCUCCCCCGCCAUGUCCUCCACCGUCAUCCUGAACAUCGACGUGUCUGAUGUCAACGACAACCCUCCUGUCUUCACCCCUCCCAACUCCACAGCCAUCAUGCAGCUGAACCAGGCCGCCGGCACCACCCUUGUGCAGCUGUCAGUCAGCGAUAAAGACUCCCCUAGGAAUGGCCCGCCCUUUGAGUUUCGCAUCGUGUCUGGAAAUGACGGGAAAUUCUUCACCCUGGACCAGACUGGAACUCUGAAGUCCAACCGUGUGUUUGACCCUAAAGCCCCCAGAGAGUUCACUCUUGAAAUCCAGGCCAGUGAUUCUGGUAAGCCAAGUCUCUCCACCUCCUCCUGGAUCUUUCUGAGGGUCAUCGGGAACAGUCAGUACAAACCCUCCGUCUCGCCCUUGGAAAUCUUCAUCGUCAUGGUAACCGACACCUUUGAGGGUGGCCCGAUUGGUCGAAUCUACGCGACCGACCGCGACCCCAAUGACAUGCUGUCAUUUACUCAGAAGCUUCAGGCCAAGAGUAUGUUCAGGAUAAACAGACAGGAUGGCAGCAUAGUGGCUCUGCCGGGCCUGGAACCUGGCAGAUACCAGAUGAAUGCCACAGUGAGUGACGGACGCUUUGCUGUGAUAGCUGACGUGUCAGUCCAGGUCGAACAGGUGACAGAUGUACUCCUGCGCAGCGCCCUGACCUUACGAUUCAGCUCCCUGUCUCCGGAGGACCUGCUCGGUCGCUACCUGAGCCAGAUCAAAGUAAUGUUACGGGGGCUCGCCGGCUGGAAAUGGUCACCAGGACAACAAGAUCCCCUCCACGUACUCAGCGUACAACCAGUGAUGGGGACAUCUGGCGUGGACCUGCUCCUGGUAAUGGAGCGGCCAGAGGGCAGAGGACGGAUGGGUGGCGGGUUCUACUCCAAGCAAGAGCUGUCUGCGAAACUGGGGGAAGCGGCAGAGAGGGGUCUGAUUCGGGGCAUUCUAGCCGGAGCGGUGGUGGUGAACAGCGCUUGUUCUGGGGAGCUGGAGUGUGGGGACAGGGUGUGUGAACAGAUGCUGGUGAUGGAGGGAAGCUCGCCUUUCACCUACAGCACCGAGAGGGUCAGUUUGGUGUCACCGAGGUUCAGCUCUACAGAGAUCUGCACCUGCCCCGGAGGGACAUGUCCCACUCCUGUGGAGCUUUGUGAGGGUCAGUCCUGUCCAGCAGACAUGCAGUGUGUCCGCUCUGGUCCUACAGCGCCAUCUGUCUGCCAGUGUCAGCCGGAGAGACUCGACGAGUGUGCAGGUCAAACCUCUCUGAGCUUCUCUGGAAACAGUUACAUCAAGUACAGAGUGACAGAGAGUGGCCAGAGUGGGGAGAUGAGGCUCGGCCUGAGGAUCAGAACACUUCAGAGAAGAGGAGUGAUUAUGUUCACGCGUGUCAACCCUUGUACCAUGCUCAAGAUCGAAGGGGGUCGACUCUGGUUCCAGUUGGACUGCGACAACACCCUCGGCAUUAUGGGUAUCUCUGGCAGACCCAUAAACGACGGACUCUGGCAUGCUGUUGCCUUGGAGCUGACUAGGAACUACACCCUCCUGUCACUGGAUGACAGCUAUGUGGAGCGCCGCCGAGCAGCCCGAGCGCCUGUUCGCCUCUGGCCUCUGGCCCCGGAUUCGUCUUUUUUCUUCGGGGCCCAAGUGAGGCCGCCAAGCGGGCAAGGCGAGAGGCCAAGCCCAGGGCCAGGGAGAAGCCAGGGGGGUCCUGGACUCGGGGACCGUGGAGGGAGAACCCCGCCGAGAGCCCAGGACGGCUUCCAGGGCUGCCUGGGCUCACUGAUGCUGAACGGCAACGAGCUGCCACUCCAGAAUAAGCGGAGCCGCUUCGCUGAGAUAGCCGGGCUGAGCGAGGUCAAAUUGGGCUGCGUGCUUUAUCCGGAUCCAUGUGUCAGUCAGCCCUGCCUCAACGGAGCCAUGUGCAGCAGCCUGCCCUCUGGAGGCUUCGUGUGCAGUUGCAGCGCUGGCUUCACUGGGGGGCGCUGUGAAAUUGAACUGACAUCCUGCAUGCCCAAUCCCUGCCAGAACGGUGGGGAGUGUAAGCCUUUGGGCAGUGCAUUCUUCUGUGGCUGUCCAAGGGGACUCGGGGGACUUAUAUGUGACGAGGAUGUAAAUGAGUGCGACCAGAGCGAGUGUGGAAACGGAGGAGAGUGUGUCAACACGUUCGGGUCCUUCUACUGUAACUGCUCGGAGGGGUAUGAGGGUCAGUACUGCGACGAUCUCGCGCCUGAUGACCCGGGGGACGACACGCAGGCGGAGCCCCUGUCUUACGUCGGACCCGGGGAGAUAAUUGGCAUCGGGGUCCUUGCCUUCGUCAUCAUUCUCCUCCUCAUACUCUUCAUCGCCUUCAGGAAGAAAAUCAAAUUCAGGAAAGACUCAGAUCCGGGCCCAGGGACUCAGAGUGUGAUGGGCGUGUCAGCGAUUUCCACAGAAACCAGCUACAUGCUGCACAAGACCGGCAUGGGGGCAGAGGGGAUCGAGUUUAAAGCGGUGCGCGUGUCAGGUUCACCGGUCAACACGAGCACAUACGGCGAGGUGGGAAUGAGCACCGGAGGACCUCCUCAGGUUAUGGUGCGACCGACUGCCCACUCACCUCUUCCAGGUGGACUCAUAAACCCAGCCAUGAGGGGUGGGGAUGGCGACAAGACCACUUCCAGUGAGGGCAGUCAGUUCAGCAGCUUCCUCUCAGACAUGUCAAACGUCCGAGGCGUGGCCAACAGGAGGGGUAUCGCAGUGUGCAGCGUCGCACCCAAUCUCCCUUUGGCGUCGGCCUGCCGCGCAGAGCACAGUCCGGCCCACAAAGUGUCCUGGGAGGGUGAGGAAGCCAGGGAGGAAGGGCUGGAGCGCGCAAGGGAUGAGAGAGAGGAGGAAUGGGGGCAGAGAGCUUUUGAGUUGGAGAGAACACAGAGAGAUAGCAGUCCACAGGAUGUGCCAGAGCUGGUGGAUGAGGGGGCGUGUCUCUCAGACUCCACCUCUGAGGAACACUCCCUCAGCUCCUACACUUCUGAGUCCUUCGAUGACAACGCCUCCAUAGUGACAGUCAUACGUCUCGUCAAUGAUGCUGUUGAUAAUAUUGAAAGUGAAGUGUCGAACAUGGACAAAGAGCAGCGGCGGAACAGCCCUGCCUACCGCUGGGAGCCUUCCAGUCAGACCACGAGCUGGCUGUCACCGUCGCGUCUGCGUCCGCCAGAGGUGGGAUCUCAUUACGACCUCAGCGACACCCAGCAGAACAUCAGACGAGGAGGCAGCACGCGCUCUCUCCAGCUGGACUACAGAGUGAUGGGCCAUGGUGGCGACAGGGGCCAAGAGCGGGGACAGGAGACCGAGAAGAGGGCCUUCCAGUGGGAGAGGAAUCAGUCGGGCGAGUGGGUAAGGAAACGCAUCCUGGAAAGGGAAGAGAAGAGGCAUCACGACGGGGAAGGAAAGAACACAGGCAACAGGAGGAGAGACACGGGGGCGUGCCAGGACCACAGAGACCGUCAGCAGACGCACGGCCACGACAGCUGCGAAGACAGCUCCUCGCCCGUUUACGAGGAAUACCGCGAGGCCGGCCAGGACCUGGAGCAAAGCGAAGACACGGAGAGCCUUUAUGACACUCUACCCCCGACCCGACCAGCCUACGAGGGAUACCCGUCAAGCCCCCCGGGCAUCAACCUGCACCCGGCUCAGCUCCUGCCCCCCCUCAGGGCGUGGGACUUACAGACAGGGGAGUGGAGGGAGUCGCAGGAGGAUCGCGGAGGGGGGCUCGGCUCCAGCGGUCUGGCAGGCUCCGGGGACGAGCUAGAGAGACUACUGAACUUGGUGUCGCUCCGAGCCAGGAGAGCCACGCGAGUAAACAGAGCCUCGACCAAAUCUGAACCCACGGACUGGGAUGGAUUUAAAUGAGCACACAAGACUGUUUCAAAUGAAUAGAUUUAAUAAUCCUUUAUACAUGAAAAGAGAGGGAGGGAAGCUCUCUGAUUAUACGUGACAUUUAUGUAUACUACUACACCGUUGGUCCACCACCUCAAAAUAAUUAAAGGAGAAUAUUACCAUAUAUACUUGUA